Messenger RNA from Prunus armeniaca (apricot), 1131 nucleotides. NCBI's taxonomy places the organism in Eukaryota, Viridiplantae, Streptophyta, Magnoliopsida, Rosales, Rosaceae. The record is from the annotation of a GenBank genome assembly.
AUGGAGAAGAAUUUUAUUCUGCUCGUUGGGAUUUUGUUGUUACAGCUUGUGGUUCAUUGCUCUGGUUCUGAUUUGAAGGUAGAAGACGGUGCAAAAACUGAUUUAGAUCCAAAAGUUUCAUUAACUUCGAAAAAUUCGAACACUUCGGGUGAUCAAACUAGCACGGAUUCAAAUGCUAUUGACAUUAAAAAAGUGAAGGAAGACAGAGAUCAGGUUGGUGCAUCAAAGGAGGGUGUUGGGAAUGCUGUAGACAAGAGCAAUCCAAGUAAGGAAGUCGGCUUAAAACAAUCUCAUGAUGUGCUAAAGAGUGGGAGAGGAUCGAGUGGGGGAUUUAAAAUGGAGGGUUAUGACAAGAAACAGAAGCCCAGUGAUGGGUUGGAAUCAAAGCAAUUGCCUAAGGAGGUGGAUAAUGGAGGAAAUGUGGUCACUGUGAACCCUGUGAGGAAGGAGGGCCCUGGGACCGAGGAAUGUGAUCCAGUUAAUAGGUGCACUGCUGAGGAGAGCAAGCUGGUUGCGUGUUUGAGAGUUCCCGGAAAUGAUUCGCCCCAUCUUUCACUUUUAAUUCAGAACAAGGGUAAAGGCCCUCUCUUAGUUACCAUUGUAGCUCCUGAUUUUGUGGCGCUAGAAGAAACAAAAAUUCAACUUGAAGAGAAAGAAAACAAAAAGGUGAAAGUUUCUGUUGGAAAUGGAGGAACUGGCAGUUCAAUUGUCCUAAAAGCAGGAAAUGGUCAUUGCGACCUUGAUUUGAAGGACCUGAUCACACACAGUUCCAGAAAGGAGCCUGAGAAUUCUUCAAAUCUAACCUAUACAAACUUCCUGACACAAAGACCUACCAUUGUGAUUGUAUUCUUUGCUACACUACUGAUAUUGGCAGCGGCUUGGAUGUGCAUCAGCUUUAGACACAGGAGGCUCUCCAGCAAUGGGUUUAAAUAUCAGAAGCUAGACGAUGACCUGCCAGUUUCGAAUGAGGAAAAACCGGAGUUGCACAUUAAUGAUGGGUGGGAUAAUACUUGGGAUGAUAAUUGGGAUGAUGAGGAGGCACCCCACACACCCUCGAUGCCAAUUACUCCUAGCCUCUCUGGCAAAGGCCUUGCAUCACGACGGUUGAACAAGGAAGGUUGGAAAGAUUAG